This is a messenger RNA of Cladophialophora immunda, 1350 nucleotides long. RefSeq lists its product as uncharacterized. The transcript is spliced from 5 exons. Gene Ontology annotation, biological process: proteolysis. Gene Ontology annotation, molecular function: aspartic-type endopeptidase activity. Bases 47 to 1306 code for a protein of 419 amino acids. NCBI's taxonomy places the organism in Eukaryota, Fungi, Ascomycota, Eurotiomycetes, Chaetothyriales, Herpotrichiellaceae. The record is from RefSeq and is a predicted model, not a curated record.
CUCUGUUCACCGCUUCUGCUAACCCACACACUGCCCAUUGCCCAACAUGGCUUCUCUCAUACGCGUGCCCAUCCGUCGCAACCCUCACUACAAACGCAAUGGUCUCAAGUCAUACGUCUACCUGCUCAACAAGUACCGCAUCUCUCCCACCAUCCAGGGCCCUUACUCCGCCGCCAAAGGCAAGAAACUGCUCGUCAAACAGAACGCCGACGGCUCUCAGGGUGAAGUCACUGCGAGUGACCAACAGAAUGAUUCCCUUUACACCUGUCCCGUCAAGAUUGGCACCCCAGCUCAGACGCUGAACUUGGACUUCGACUCAGGAUCUUCCGACCUCUGGUGCUGGUCGACUGAACUGCCACAAAGCACUCUGUCCGCAGGCAAGGGACAUACCAUCUUCGACCCUUCCAAGUCAUCAACCUUCCAGACUUCCCAGGGCUCGACCUGGCAAAUUCAGUACGGUGAUCAGUCAUCUGCAUCUGGCAGUGUCGGGACCGACAACAUUGAGAUUGGCAACAUCACAGUCAAGAACCAAGCCAUUGAGCUGGCCACCAAGCUAUCCUCUCAGUUCACUCAGGAUGCUUCCUCGGACGGUCUUCUGGGCCUCGCUUUCGGCUCGAUCAACACCGUCAAGCCCUCCGCUGUCCAGACACCCGUUGCAAACAUGAUUGCCCAAGAUGACAUCCCUCAGAAUGCUGAAUUGUUCACCUGCUAUCUCGGUUCCAUCAAAGAUGCGAAUGAGGAGUCAUUCUACACUUUCGGCCAGAUUGAUCAAUCGGUCGUCCCGUCCGGUUCCAGCAUUGGAUACACCCCUGUCGACAAUUCUCAGGGUUUCUGGAUGUUCGACUCGACCUCUGCCCAAGUCAAUGGCAAGACCAUUCAACUCUCUGGGAACAAGGCGAUUGCUGACACAGGCACUACUCUGCUGCUCACGUCCGACGAGGUCUGUCAAGCAAUCUACAGUGCCAUUCCCGGUGCCCAACAGGACAGCAGCCAGCAAGGUUGGGUGUACCCGGCGAACACUGCUGAAAGUGAUCUCCCCACCGUCACGUUCAUGGUUGGCGAUACUCCGAUCACCAUUGAGAAGCAACACCUUGCCUUUGCUGGUGGCUCUGAUGGCAACAUGGUUUACGGCGGGAUCCAAUCUCGCGGCGACCAGAACUUUGACAUCUUCGGGGAUACCUUCUUGCAGAAUGUCUAUGCUGUCUUCGAUGUCGGUAACACCAGAUUCGGGGUUGUGCAACGUGCUGCACCAACAUCCACCUCGACCACUACUUCGGCAUCUACCCAGCCCAAGGCGGAAUUGUGAGCAGUUGCCUGUGGUCUCUCGCUAAGAGUUCUGGCUGUGAGCAG